Messenger RNA from Penicillium verrucosum, 342 nucleotides. RefSeq lists its product as uncharacterized. Lineage: Eukaryota; Fungi; Ascomycota; Eurotiomycetes; Eurotiales; Aspergillaceae. The coding region runs from base 1 to 342 and encodes 113 amino acids. The record is from RefSeq and is a predicted model, not a curated record. The transcript is spliced from 3 exons.
AUGUCCAAAUUGGGAGUGGCAUUUCACCCUGCCCCUAUAUGUGGUAAGCCGUUACGUGCCACCAGGGAAUACCUUGAAACUGCUAAGCGGCUAGAGGCAUGCUUUCAAUACUUCGCAACUGAAGGGCUUCCGGACAAGAUAUAUCAUGAUCCCGGGUGUGUUACGCGCCACUUUGAUGCUAUUCAUCUUAAAGAAGAACCACUCAAAUGCAACUGGUGUGAAUUGGAAUGGAAUCGCAUUUGCCGUAUCCAGCGAGAAUAUAGGCCAGAGAAGUUCCAUACGAAUCCCGCGCGCGAGGAGAACGAGCAUAGAGAAAAGCCGAGUCUGCGCCAACCGUCGUGA